UGCGUCACCACCCCUUCCUCUCGGAGGAGCUUUUCAAAAUCCUAAAGGAGAGAUGCAGCUGACUCAGAAGGUAUUUUAGCCGGCUGAACGAGAACAAAACCUUUUGACAACAGAAGUAUAAAAUAUAGUAUGUUACCUGGGUUACGCUAGCCCCAAAUAAGGAGUUUAAUCAAUAAGUUUCGGAAGGGUUUAUUUGAGAGGAAAUCAAAACCUUGUUUUUUUUAUGGAAGGACGGACGGUUCUGAAACUUCCGUAACGGUCUCUCUAUAAUUCAACCAGAGAAGAGUGGAUAGGCAGCCUUCGACUCAGUGGAGUUGCUGUGGGGCAGGGUGCUGUCCUAUGGGAUGGAUGACGGCCAGCAGGAUCAGUACGAGGAGCGUCUGAAGGAGGUCUUUGAGAGUUUCGACGCCACCGGCGCCGGGUCGCUGUGCCCCGAGGAGCUAUCUGACUUGUGCCAGGCCCUGCACCUGGAGGAUUCCACCCCCACACUGCUCCAUGCCCUGCUGCAGAACCAGGACCCACUCACUGGCAGGGUUGGUUUUGACCAGUUCAAGAAUGCCCUGAUUGUGGUGUUAUCAACGAGCAUAGUAGCAACACCUGAACCCAGUCAGGAGACAGCACCUGCUUCUCUAUCACCAGACUCAACAGUCCAAGCUAAGUUUGUGCGGGGUAGUAAACGCUAUGGCCGACACUCUACACCGGAGUUCAUAGACACCGUCACAGACUUCUCAGAGGUGCUCAGCUCAAACGCUACAGACCCAGAAGAUCAUGAAGACUCUACUGUGCCCAGGAAACGUGAGCGCUGGAAUGCUCAUGAAAGCGGAACGGAGGAGUACGAGGCAGAAGGCCAGCUGCACCUGUGGAACCCUGAUGAACCCUCUACCCCACGGGGCUCUAUCACACCCCUCUCAGACCACCAGGAGGAGAGGUUUCGGGAGGCCUGCGAGGAGCUGACUAUGCCUUGGGAUGGAUUUGCCAGCCACCAUGAGCUACUGGCUCUCUGUGACCACCUGGGCCUGGAGGUGACGGAGGAUGUCCUCCAGGUUCUAAGUGGUGAUGAGGUCAUGAGCGUUCAGGCGUUUACUUCCUGGGUUCUGAACCAUGCCAAGCCCCCCACCCCGUCUGCCUCCACACCUUACAGACAGCUCAAAAGACUACACUCCUCACAGCCAUUCGAUGAGACGGGCCGUAGAACCAGCGCUAUGACGAGCACCAUCGGGAUGCGUCUGUUCUCCACUCUGGACGAUGGGACAGGGUCCGCUCCUGCUGAGGACAUCCUGGAUGCCUGGAUGGAGGAGGGCAUCGAGAACAGCCCAGAGAUUCUACAGGCCUUGGAUUUUGACCUGGAGGGAAAAGUGAACCUCAGGGAGCUGACUGUGGCUCUGGAGAACGAGCUCCUCGUCACUAAGAAUGGGAUCCAUCAGGCUGCACUGGCCAGCUUCAAGGCUGAGAUCAGAUACCUACUUGAACGUGUAGAUCGGGAGCUCCGAGAGAAAGAGAAGACUCGUUCUGACCUGGACAAAGCAGAGAAGUUAAAAACCCAGCUGGCUUCUGAGGUGGACGAGCAUCACUCUGCCAUCGAAUGCAUGAAUGACCUCAACCUGAGGAAGCUGGAGCAGGAACACAGGGAGAAGCUGGUGUCUGUCCGGUCAGAACUCAUUAAAGAGAUGGACCAGAUUCAGCAGCAGACUGGUCAGCAGAGAGAGAAACUAGAGGCAGAGAUGGAGAAGCUCAGAGACGACGAGACCUUCCUCAGAGACCACCUCUCACUCACUGUCAAGGAGAGUAGGCGUCUGGAGAUGGAGCUGCUGGACAGCACUGAGAAACUGGUAGAGGCAGAAAACCAGGUCAGCAAACUGCAGAGGAACCUGGACAACAUCCUGAAGGAAAAGUUUGGGGAUCUGGACCUGGGCAGUGCUGAGUUCUUCCUACAGGAGGAGAGUCUCAGACGGCUACGCAGUAGCUAUGAGGAACAGUGUCGGGAGCUGCAGGAUCGCAUCGAUGAGCUUCAAGCAGAGCUGCAGGAGUACCACAACCUGGGCCGCACCUCUCAGCUCUGUCUCAAACCCUCUCUCUCUGAGGACCUGGAGAGCAAGAGUCCUGGCAUGGAGUCAGACCCAGGUCUAGGCUCAGAGGAGGGCCAGCCGUUGUUCAACAUGAGCCUGGAGGCAGAGAUGAUGCUGGAGCGGCUGAAAGAGAAGCACCUCCGAGAGAUGGAGGAGCUACAGGCUCAGCUGGAGAGCAAGGUGAGUGAGUUUGACCAGAAGGUGGAGGAGCAGAAAGCCGACCUGGAGGCCCAGAAGGUAGCCUUGUCCCUGCAGUACCUGGAGGAGAUCCAGGCACUACGAGGGGAGAUGUCCAUCAUCCAGAACCGAGCCCUGGAGCUUCAGGCCCAACUAGACAAUGCUGAGGAGGAGCGGGCCGGUCUAGAGCAGAGACAGGCUGGGGUGAAGGAGAAGCAGGAGCACCAGGAGGAGGAGGUGAGCAGCCUGAGACAGGAGCUCCUGGAGUCCCGCAUCCAGAUUUCUGACCUGGAGGAGCAGCUGAAAGUCCUGGAGGCCCAACAAGCGAAGGCUGAGCUGGGCCUGGACACAGAGAUGCAGGAGCUGAGGAAACUUCACGCCUUGGAACUCAACAAGCUGGACGUGCAGCACGACAACAUCCUUCAGGUCAGGCUGGAAGAAGAGAAGGGUAAUCUACAGGAGGAGCGGGAGAAGGUGGAGAGGAAAUUGUUAGAGGAGUGGGAGAGGGAGAAGAUGGAGUUACAGCAGAGCCACGAGGAGGCGAUGGAGGCUAGGAUAGAGGAGGUGAGUUUGAAGUUCCAGGCAGAGCGAGAGGAGUUAGAGAUGCGACUCACAGAGGAGUGGGAGAGGGAGAAGGCUCAGCUGGAUGAGCAGAGUAACGAGUCGCUCCAGACCGUGUUAGAGGAGGAGAUGUUACGUCUAGUCAAGGAGCAGGACAGUAGGGAGAUACGGCUCACUGAGCAGUGGGAGCUGGAACAAGUUCAGCUCAAGGAGUGUCUGGAGGAGACUCUCCUCACCCGGUUGGCGGAGGAGAAGCUGAAGCAGCAGGAACAGCAGGAGGAGGUGGAGAGGAGGCUCAGGGAGGACUGGGACAGGGAGAGACUCCAGCUGGAGGAGGACUAUGAGGGGAUGCUCCAGGAACAGCUGCAGGAGGACAGGGAGAGGCUUGAGGGAGAGAAGGAGGAGGUGGAGAAGAGGCUGGAGCAGAUGAUGGAGGAGGAGAAGGAGCGCCUGGAGGAGGCCCACAGACAGGCCGUGCAGGAACUGAGUGCCAAACACAGCGAGGAGAGGGAACAGCUCAGCGGUCUGCUGGACAAACUGCGAGAGGAUAUCGCUGAGGAAAGGAAAGAACUAGAGAGCCACUUUUCCCAGAAAAUCAGGGAGGUGGAGGCCCGGUUCUCAGGCGACCAAGAUGCUGUCGCAGAGCGCUUCCAAACCGACGUUUCCAACCUGGAGAAGCACUAUCAGAGCGAGCUGAAGGCACUCACUGACAACCACGCUGAGCAGAAAACCAAAUGGGAUGCGGAAACGGAGGAAGCCCUUCAGAAAGCUGAAGCGCAGAGGAGAGUUCUGCAGGAAACCAGAGAACAAGAGCGAGAGACCAUCACCCAGGACCUGGUGAAAGAGAGGGAGCUGCUAGAGAGUGUCCAUAAGGAAGAGAUGGGCGCAUUGGUUGCGAAGAACCAUGAACUCCAAAAGGAGCUGGAGAGUUUCAUCAGUUUAGCCCAGACCAAAGAGAUUGAGCUGAGUAGGCAGCUAAAUGAUCUUCACAAUAGGCUGCAGGAGAACCUGGACACUAAAGACGAGCUUCUGGCCAAGUCUGAGAAGAAAACCCAGGAGAUCGAGCUUCUGCUUAACCAGGCCGUGGAGGACUUCAAGCAGGAGAGGGCAGAACUUCAGGGAAACCUUUCUGAAUUAGAGGUGAGGCACUCCUUGGCUGAGAAGCAGCUUAAGGAGAUGAGUGAGCUGCUCUCAGAACAUGAUAACCAGAAGUUGAAGAUCAAAGAACUGGAGAAUCUCCUGAGACAGGCGGCUGUGGACUUUCAGUUUGAGAGGCUGGAGCUACAAGAGAACAUCUCAGACCUGGAACUGAAGCUGAAGGAGAGCCGUCCUUCCUCCGACCUGCAGGACAAUGAGAAAGGAGAGCUUCUGGUUGAGAGAGACCAGCUUAGUAUUAGAAUUCAGGAAAUCGAGAAUGAGCUCAACCAACUUCUAGACUCUGCAGACAUAACAGGGGGCAAAGAAAUGGGAGAAUCAAAUGAAGUAAAUGUAGCACCACUAGGAGAGGAAAAUAUAGAGGCUGCAGCUCUUGAAGAACAAGUAGGUUCAGAAAACAUUACCGUUAGUGAUGAGACAUGUGACAACGUUGUUCCAGAGGACUGUGAAGGCCUUGACAUAGAAUAUGUAUUCCCUAUGGAGCAGGGACCAAAUGACAAAUUUGAGAUUAUUACUGUAUCACCUCAUGAGAUGGAGAUUUCUGAGAACAUCAUUGCAGAAGUUUGUGAUCAAGAAAUAACUGUUACCUCAGACAACCUGAAUGUCUUAGUAGAGGCAUCUGAAACCUGUGGUGAACAAGGACAAGAUGAUGAUGUGGAGAUGAUACCUGAAACUCCAAAUAGGUUAGAGGAAUGUCCUGAAGACACCAUAACUCUUCAUUUUGAUGGGAUAUGUGAUGAUGAAACUACUGUGGACGAUGGCCCAGACCCAGUGGUCGAAUCUGUUGCCGUUGAGGAGCAAGCACAAGAUGACAACGCUAGUGAGGUAAGGAUGAAUGCUGAAACCUCUGAAGACAUUGAGGUAUGUCCUGAAAACAUUAUCAGUGUUGAGGCAUGCAAUGGUGAAGUCGCUGCUAUUCCAGAAGAAUGCCAAGACCUUGUUGAGGAAUCCCAAUCGUCUGAAUGCCAAUGUCAGGCUGAGGACAACAUGGACGAAGACACUAAUGAUGACAUUGUAGCAAUGUCCAUUCCAGAGGAGAAACCUCAAAGUGAUGGCAUUGAUGGAGAUGUCUGUCCCUCUGAGAUUAAGUGUGAAGACUCCUCCCCUGAUAAGAUUGGACAGAAUGAUGCUAGUGUACAAGAAACUGUUUUCGAUGAUAAGCCUGAAGAGGAGGAACUUCAAGAUGAUCUGAUUAAUGAAGAAGUGAAGAGUUAUGUGUCUCUGGUUGUCUCUUCAGCACUAGAGGAGAUAGGUCAUGACACUGACGAUACCAAAGUGGCUUGUCUUUUCGAGGAAACUCAAGAUCUAGAGAAAAAGCCUGUGGAACUGAUUCCUCAGCUGCAGCAGAGGUGCGAAGAAGCAGUGAAUGAGCGAGAUGACUAUAUCCGUGAGAUACUGGAGCUCCAUGAGCAAGUCAGUCAGUUGGAGAGCGAGGCCAGUCUUCUGGCUCAGCUACAGAGCCAGUAUGACACUGCCACUGAGGAGAACCUGGCGCUACAGCAGAAGAUCUCCGAGCUUCAGCAGAAGUCGGAUGCACUAGAGAGUCUUUCAGCAGAAAACGAUCAGCAAGCUUUAGAGAAAAACGGCACCCUCAAAGCUCAGGCCAACGAGAUCAAGGUGACGUCUUCAGAUAUGACCUCGCUUCAGAUCCGAUACGAGGAGUGCAUCUGUGAAAACGCCAAGCUGGAGGAACAAAACUGUCGGCUGGAGAAGAGAGUUGUGGGCCUCGAGAGCAAGAUGCACAUCAUCCAAGACUUCCAGGAUCAGCAAGUAGCGUUGGUGGACGAGAUCACCAGGAUGAGAGAGGAGAAUUGUAAGCUGACUGAGCUAGUCAGCGAGUUAGAGAGGCAGGAUGAGAUUCUCAUGGCUCUGCAGCUGGAGGCCGAGUCCGAGGAAGACGCCACCACAGAACAAGAACAAGAGUCCUUCCUGGACCUGAACUCCCAACUGGAGGCUAAGAUACAAGUGGUGUCGGAGCUGGAGGACUGCUGCACGGAGUUCGAGAAGCAGAACGCCAAGCUCCGCAGAGCCCUAACAGACCUGCAGGACAAGUCGCUGAAGAUGCAUGAAAAGAUGCAGACCCAUAGGAAUGAGGCGGGUCGUUUAGCAGAGGAGAACCUCUUACUAAGACACAAGAUCUCCGUGCUGAAAGAAGAGGACCUGAGAGAGACCCGGGAGGAGACGCUCUUGAAACUGGAGUGUUUCAGGAAGGAGAAGAUAUCUGCACAAAAGAAAGCAGAGAGUUUCAAGAGACAGAUCUCUGAGCUGCGUCUCCGCAGUCAGCAGCUGGAGGAUGAGAACGGGGUGCUGUCGGAGAAGAACGCCCAGAAUGCAGCAGGAGUGGAGGGGUUGAGCCAACAGCUGGGGGAACUGCUCAGACAGAGUGAGAGACAGGAGGCUGUCAGAGACCAGCAGCACAAUGAACCAGAGGACAACAGCACCAAGAUGGCAGUGUUUGCGUCUGCCCUGGAGGCGGAGCUAACCAAUGCUGUGGAAGGGACUGUACUACUAGAGGAGGGCAAGGCCCAGCUGGUGCUACAAAUCACCACCCUCCGCGAUAAGGUGGCUAAGAUGGGGGCUGUGGAGUGCCAGCUCCCCCUCCUCCUGCAGGAACACAAGGCUUUGGAGAAACUAACCCAGGGAUUACGCAAUCAGCUUGCCAAGUCUCAGGAGAGGACUCAUGUGUUGGAUGGAAGUCUCCAGUCUGUUAACCUCCAAAACGCCCGUCUCAAGUCAGACCUCCGCGUGUCACAGCAGGAGAAGGACGCCCUCAAACAGGAAGUGAUGUCACUGCACAAACAGCUGCAGAAUGCCAACGAUAAGAACCAGGUUCUGGAGAUGGCCCUGCAUUCCAGCGGAUACCAGAGCCAGCACAAGAAGUUGUACCGGGACGAGCUGGCCAGGUUGGUGGAACAGGAACAGCAGCUGCUGAGGCAGGAGAACGAGAGGCUGACCAUGGAGCUCCACAACACCAAGGACGACCUUCACCACAGCAGGGACAAGACGCGUCAGCUGGAGGCAGCCAUCUUAACCGUGAAGCAGCAGUGCCAGUCCAGUGUGGGGAAGACUGUGGAACAGGAGAAGACUGCUCUGAAGAGAGAGCUGAACGUGAUGCAUCAGGAGCUACUCUCUGCUCAGAACAAGGUGUGUGAGGUCCAGAGAGAGCUGGAGAGUCUUCGUCAGGAGAACGAAGGUCUGAAGACCCAACAGGCCCAGCUACAGGCACGGCUUCUGGAGGCCCUCCAAGUCCAGCUGGUUGGUCUGCUGCCCACAUCCCCUCGCAGGAUGCCUGGUGAGCGGAGAGAGCAACACCGUAGGGACGACCUCAACCCAGAGAACAUACAGAACGAGAGGGCGACGGCGACGAUGAUGAUGAUGAUGAAGAUGGAGGAACGUAUGAGGGAGAUAGAGCUGUCUCUGCAUAAUGUCAAGCUGCUGCUCAAAGAGAAGGUCUGCCAACUCAAAGAUCAGCUCCACAAGAACAGUAAAGCUGAUUCGUUGAUCAAGGACCUGUACGUGGAGAACGCCCAGCUGCUGAAGGCCUUGGAGAUGACCGAGCGGAGACAGAAAGUAUCAGAGAAGAAGAACUACCUACUUGAAGAGAAGAUCUCCAGCCUCAACAAGAUAGUCAGAGACCUGAGUCCCUCACCCCUAGCCCCCAUGCCCUACCAUUUCACCUGUUCCUAAUACUACACUUUGACCCCUGAUCCCAGUAGCUGGACGGAACAUGGAUCUAAAACUACACUUUGACACCUCACCCCAGUAGCUGGACGGAACAUGGAUCUAAUACUACACUUUGACCCCUCACCCCAGUAGCUGGAAGGAACAUGGAUCUAAUACUACACUUUGUCCCCUGACCCCAGUAGCUGGACGGAACAUGGAACUCGAGUGUUACAUUCACAUUCCACCUGAGCCCCGUAACCCUCGGUCCUCUUCCCCACUUGCCCUACCACUAACAGCUGAGCCCCUUAACCCUCAGUCAUCCCUACCACUAAUAGUUGAGCCCCUUAACUCUCAGUCCUCUUCCCCCUUUGCCCUACUACUAACAGCUGAGCCCCUUAACUCUCAGUCCUCCCUACUACUAACAGUUGAGCCCCUUAACCCUCAGUCCUCCCUACUACUAACAGCUGAGCCCCUUAACCCUCAGUCCUCCCUACUACUAACAGCUGAGCCCCUUAACCCUCAGUCCUCCCUACUACUAACCGCUGAGCCCCUUAACCCUCAGUCCUCAGUCCAGACCUCUACCCUACUGUCAUACCCAAACACCAAGACUACUGUCUAUGGUGACCUCUACCCUACUAGACUACUGUCUAUGGUGACCUCUACCCUACUGUCAUACCCAACCACCAAGACUACUGUCUAUGGUGACCUCUAUCCUACUGUCAUACCCAACCACCAAGACUACUGUCUAUGGUGACCUCUACCCUACUGUCAUACCCAACCACCAAGACUACUGUCUAUGGUGACCUCUACCCUACUGUCAUACCCAAACACCAAGACUACUGUCUAUGGUGACCUCUACCCUGCUGUCAUACCCAACCACCAAGACUACUGUCUAUGGUGACCUCUACCCUACUGCCAUACCCAACCACCAAGACUACUGUCUAUGGUGACCUCUACCCUACUGCCAUACCCAAAUACCAAGACUACUGUCUAUGGUGACCUCUACCCUACUGCCAUACCCAACCACCAAGACUACUGUCUAUGGUGACCUUUACCCUACUGUCAUACCCAACCACCAAGACUACUGUCUAUGGUGACCUCUACCCUACUGUCAUACCCAACCACCAAGACUACUGUCUAUGGUGACCUCUAUCCUACUGUCAUAUCCAACCACCAAGACUACUGUCUAUGGUGACCUCUAACCUACUGCCAUACCCAACCACCAAGACUACUGUCUAUGGUGACCUCUACCCUACUGCCAUACCCAACCACCAAGACUACUGUCUAUGGUGACCUCUAUCCUACUGUCAUACCCAACCACCAAGACUACUGUCUAUGGUGACCUCUACCCUACUGCCAUACCCAACCACCAAGACUACUGUCUAUGGUGACCUCUACCCUACUGCCAUACCCAACCACCAAAGUAGUCGCCAAAGUACCGGAGCACUAAGUUGAUCACAAAAGUUGUCACUGAUGAAGUUUUAUUUUUACCAUGACACUAAACCACUGUACCAGAGAACAUUCCUGAAACUGAAGUGCACUUCAGGGUUGGGGGUCAAUUCCAUUUCAGUUACAAUCAAUUCAGGAAGUAAACCAAAUUCCAAUUCCACAUUUUCCUAAUUGAAAAGCAUUGAAGAGAUUUGGAAUGUCAGUGUACUUCCUGAAUUGAUUGGAAUUGAAAUGGAAUUGAUCCCAACCCUGAUACAAUUGGUUGUCUGAGAGAUUUUAAGCUCCCUGUUCAACACUAUGGGAAUCAAUACUGUCACUUUUCAGUUAUUAUAGCCGGAUAAAGAGGGUUUAAUAUGUGUAUUUAAAUGCACAAUAAAAUCAUGUAUACAAACCACUUUGUAAAUUGAAUAAACUAUGUAUGUUUUGUUACA
This is a messenger RNA of Oncorhynchus tshawytscha (Chinook salmon), 9502 nucleotides long. It is a transcript of the gene nin, whose product is annotated as ninein (GSK3B interacting protein). The record is from RefSeq and is a predicted model, not a curated record. Gene Ontology annotation, cellular component: mitotic spindle pole; centriole; ciliary transition fiber. The transcript is spliced from 31 exons. Bases 345 to 7646 code for a protein of 2433 amino acids. Gene Ontology annotation, biological process: microtubule anchoring at centrosome; centrosome localization; centrosome-templated microtubule nucleation. Lineage: Eukaryota; Metazoa; Chordata; Actinopteri; Salmoniformes; Salmonidae. Gene Ontology annotation, molecular function: calcium ion binding.